AUGGCUUCUACAAAGAACCAGGUCUACGGUCUCGAGGGCAAAGUGGCUCUUAUUACGGGAGCCGGUCGAGGCAUUGGACGCGGCAUCGCUGUCGAGCUAGGACAACGCGGCGCGUCAGUCGUCGUCAACUACAGCAGAGCCGACAAGGCCGCCGCCGAGGUGGUUGCAGAAAUUGAAAAGGCCGGAAGUCGCGCCAUCGCGAUCAAGGCUGACGUUUCCAAGGCGUCUGAAGUCGCCCGGCUGUUCAAGGAAGCGCUCGAGCAUUUCGGCCGCCUUGACAUUGUCGUCUCCAACUCGGGCACCGAGGUCUUCAAACCAGAGGACCAGGUCACGGAAGAAGACUAUGACCGCAUCUUUGGCCUCAACACGCGAGCACAGUUCUUUGUCGCCCAAAACGCCUACAAGUCACUUCAGAACGGAGGCCGAAUCAUCCUCACGUCUUCCGUCGCGGCAACCAUGUCGGGAAUCGGCAACCACGCGCUCUACGCCGGUAGCAAGGCUGCGGUGGAAGGCUUCACCCGCAGCUUUGCCGUCGAUGCCGGUCACAAACAAAUCACUGUCAACGCGAUUGCUCCGGGAGGUGUCAAGACUGACAUGUAUGAUGAAAAUGCCUGGCGUUAUUCACCGGGAGCAACUCCCUCUUCGUCCAUUGAAGAGAUUGACAAGGGUUUGGCCAGCUACUGUCCUCUGGGAAGAGUUGCUGUGCCCCAGGAUAUCGCACGAAUUGUUGCCUUUCUGGCACACGGCGAUAGUGAAUGGAUCAAUGGUCAAGUCCUUCUUCUCACCGGCGGUUCUUUCACGUAA
This is a messenger RNA of Beauveria bassiana ARSEF 2860, 804 nucleotides long. RefSeq names its product short chain dehydrogenase. NCBI's taxonomy places the organism in Eukaryota, Fungi, Ascomycota, Sordariomycetes, Hypocreales, Cordycipitaceae. The record is from RefSeq and is a predicted model, not a curated record. Gene Ontology annotation, molecular function: oxidoreductase activity. Bases 1 to 804 code for a protein of 267 amino acids. The transcript has 3 exons.